AGAUCUCCUCUUUCCAGUCUCCACCACCUCCACUACGAACAAAAAAAAAGAAAAAAAGGAAGGGAAAAAUCUCCCGGGGCGCAAGCAAACGUGACGCCACGCCUCACUCCGUGUCCCUCGUCCUCGUCCUCUUCCUCCUCUCCCCACUUUCCCCGUUAAUAAUUCGGCAAUCGAUCGCUGCCGCCGCCGCGACUGCGACUGAAGCCUCUGCUCCGCUCCGCUCGCCGCUGGAAGAUGGAGCCUGACCAGAGUGGCACCGGGCAGACUUCUCCCCGCGGGAACGACUGGGAGGUCGUGCAGCUCACCGCUUCAAACUACGCUUCUGCACCUGGUCCGACGAGAACUGAACCUUCCGACGAGGAGGCUGAAGGCCAGGUGUAUGACGCAGAGGGGGGUGAUUCCGCAGCCGCGUCGCUGCUCAUGUCUGGCCAUUUCUCGGUGCCGCAGAGUGAGGCUGAGAAACUCCUCAUGGAAGCUGAUACUAGCAUAUAUCAGCAGGAGGCGCGCGGCAGCCAGUAUGCAGUUUCUGACAAGGGUGGAGAUGGUAUGUACGAAGACCAGCAGGAGAAACUGAAGGACGACGGUCUUGACAGGAUCCCAUCCUUCGACAAAGGGAAAAGCCUUUCCCCUGUUGAUAUGGAGCCUGACGAUGGGAACGCAUUGCACAGCAUUAGUCAGGCUGGGGAAGACCCAGUUACAUUCUCAUCAUCUGGUUACAGUGCAACGGAGGCUGAGAAAGAAGUUACCGAGAGUGCCAAGGAGAAGACUGAAGAAAAUAUAACGCUCCAAAAUGUCGACCCUGUCACUGAUUCGUCCAAUGUUGUUGCUUCCGGUGAGGAGAGCAAGCCUGACGGUUCUGGAGCCCCACGCAAUGCGUGGUGGCAGAAGCAACUUAUAUCGCUCUACAGGAGCGCUAAAGAGAGCAACAAGCUCUGGCCUAUCGUUGUGGCUGCUGCCGCUUUGAUGGGGAUGGCAUAUUUCCGGCGGCGCUGGCAGAAGGGCAAGCUGCAGCUUCAGCAGGUCAAAUUGCAACCUGCCAGCAGCAAGGAGGUAAUCGUGGGACGCCUUCCUUUUGAUCAUACUAGCCAAAUUUUCCAUGCAACUGAACAGACUAGUUUGGCCUGAAAUUCAGAGAAUCAACCAGGCCACCGUACCGCUUAACCGAAUCAAGGACAUUCUUGUCGCUGGCAACCACCCGAGUCCGGCUACUCAUGGAAAUGCUCGAUUGGGCUGAUGAUGAUAACCAUCCCGCCGACGGAUGAUGUAUCCUGAAACUAGUGUAUGCAAUGGAGAAAUACCCGAUGCCGCAGAACGUAUGGACGUUUAUGCGUGCUGGCUGUGUAAUUAAACCCCAAAACUCCUCCUGGGUAUGUAAAUAUACACGAGUUUUGUGUGGUUGCUUUCCCUCCUUUGGGAGAACUCCCACCUUGGCCAGGUUCAGUGUGCUGCUGCAGUUUGUCAGGCACUGUAACUUCUUCCGUUGCUUUCGUGGAUUUCUUUUAA
Molecule: messenger RNA, 1503 nt
Organism: Aegilops tauschii subsp. strangulata
Lineage: Eukaryota; Viridiplantae; Streptophyta; Magnoliopsida; Poales; Poaceae
Product: ATG8-interacting protein 1
Cellular component (GO): intracellular membrane-bounded organelle
Source: RefSeq, a predicted model, not a curated record